Rubroshorea leprosula is the source of this 1575-nucleotide messenger RNA. NCBI's taxonomy places the organism in Eukaryota, Viridiplantae, Streptophyta, Magnoliopsida, Malvales, Dipterocarpaceae. The record is from the annotation of a GenBank genome assembly.
CAGAGGUUAAUAUUAGGCCAUGGACGAAUACGUUGAAGGACAUAAAAGAAGGUAAUAAGAGGAUCAAAUGGAAAGACAGAGCACCCUAUGCAUAUUGGAAAGGGAACCAGACGUUGCUGGUACCAGAGGAGAUCUUAUGAAAUGCAAGCCCUCUAAACAAAAUGACUGGAAUGCACGUUUAUACAUUACGGUAGAUUCCUUCACUUCAUCUAUAUAUCUUCUACUACCAGUAAAUGUUUUUGAUUUCACUUGUAGAUUUCUUAAUUAAUUGCAUCAAGUUCUCAAUUUUAGAGAUGGGACAAAGAAAAGACGAUGAGGAUUCAAAGGAUCAAAUCUGGAGGACCAAUGCACCCACAGGUAUAAGAUAUACAUAGAGGGGGUGGCAUGGUCCGUGAGUGAAAAGUACAUUCUAGCCUGUGAUUCCAUGACAUUGUAUGUGAAAUCUCAUUUCUUUGACUUCUUCAGUAGAGGGUUAGUUCCGUUACAGCAAUAUUGGCCCAUCAGAGACGACACCAAGUGCCCCUCUCUAAAGUUCGCCGUUGAAUGGGGCAACAGUCAUCCUGACAAGGUGGAGGUCAUCCGGAAGGCCGCCGUCCAGUUCAUUCAAGAGGAUUUGAAGAUGGAUUAUGUGUACGAUUACAUGUUUCAUUUGUUAAACGAGUACGCGAAGCUGCUCAAAUUCAAGCCGGGAGAUCCGGAGGGAGCGGUGGAGCUUUGUCCAGAAAGAAUGGCGUGUCCUGAAACUGGAAAGUGGAGGGAAUUUAUGGAAGAGUCACUGGUGACAUCUCCUAGCAAUUCAAUUCCAUGCACCCUGCCUCCCGCUUACGAUGCUACAGAGAUGCAAGAAUUUCUUGAGAGCAAAGCUAACGCAACCAGGCAAGUGGAGAUGUGGGAAAAGGAAUAUUGGGAUCACAUAAAUUUACAGCUUGUCCAAGGACCUUGGCCUUCCCGGUUUGGACUGGUUUCGUCUCAAAGUCAACAUUUCCUCGCUGCACUCCUUUCCGAUGAGGAAUUCAUCAACAACUUUUCAUCGGAAAGCUCGAGACGGCUGGCAAACCGAUAUCGUUUACUUACCAAUGAACUAAUAAGGGCAGGGGUCUUUUUCCUGGAAAGUAAUGCGGGGCUGUUCUUCUGGAUGGAUCUGCGCCCGCUUCUUAUGGAACAAACUUUUGACGCAGAACUAGAGCUGUGGCGGGUGAUUGUCGACGACGUUAAACUCAACGUCUCGCCUGGAUCAUCGUUCCAUGGGUUGGAGCCAGGGUGGUUCAGGGUGUGCUUCGCAAACAUGGACGACGAAACUGUGUAUGUUGCUCUGGAAAGAAUCCGGGCGUUUGUGCAAACACAGAAAACGGUACAACCGCGAAGCUUCUCUCGUACAACCUACGAAGAAAAUAUCACAUGCACUCCAAGUACAACCUACGAAGAAAAUAUCACAUGCACUCCAUCAGAGAAAAUGAUAUUGGAAAUUAUAUCAUAUUUUUUUACCAUUAUCUCUAUAAUUUAAGAAGUUUAAAUUAUUUAUUUGUUUUAAGUUAUUAUCAUUUAAAUUCGAUUAAAUAAAAUUAAUUAAUUAUU